AUGGCGUCCAACUGGUUCAGCACCUCCUCAAAAGAGGCACCUUCAGACCCUCCUGACCUCCGCAUCCAAGUCGCCGACCAACGCCCCCACGAUUUCUACCUGCAACCCAGCUCCGGGCUAAGUCCCGCGACGAAUUCUUCCAACCUACCGAAGAUCGCGGUCGAUAGAACGCAUUCCAAGACACAUGUGUAUAGUGCUUCGCUCUUCGAUGUCGGGAUACUGAAAGAUACGCUUGUUCCUUCUUUCUCGCUGCAUGCGGGUUUGGCGGUUCUGGCGUACGGGGCUGCACGGUACACGGAUCGUGUUGAAGCGAAAGACUGGUUGUGGCCUAGUGGACAGGUUGUCAAUGCGUGGUGGUCUGCUGUUGGCCGGCGUGUAGCUGCUGGGUACACUGUCUCGCAAGCUUUUAGUCGGUUGUCCUGGCACGAACGGGUUAUGCUUACUGGAGUCACGUUAUGGGGUGGACGUCUGUUUUACCGCAUUGCGAGGCGGUCUAUCCAGCGGGGCGAAGACGAUCCUCGGUAUGUGGAAGUGAAAGAGGAGGACGGAUUCUGGAAUACUGCGCUCUUCAAGGUUUUUAUCCCGGAGGCCUUCUUCCAGAUGCUGAUCAGUUUGCCGUUUACUGCUCCUUUUCGUCAUGAAGGCGCGGUUAUGACGGGUUAUCAUCCUCUUGUCCAGAUGCUAGCUGUUGGCUUGUUUUCGUCUGGUUUGGCUCUCGAGAGUAUCGCAGACUACCAGCUUGAUCAGUACAAGGCCGAGGGCAACAAGGGAAUCCUGCGUGAGGGUGUCUGGAGCAUUGUCCGUAACCCCAACUACCUAGGUGAUGCACUAGUCCACAUCUCCUUCAUCGUCAUGCUGUACGGCUCUGAUAUGCUCGCACCCAUUGAACUCCUGGGCCCCGCCGCAAACUACGCCUUCCUCCGCUUCUUCGGCGGCGAUGCGCAAAAGGAGCAACACCAGCAACGCAGAUACUCUGCUUCAUCUCCUGAGAAGCUUCGUGAGUUGGAAAAGUUCCGCGCGGAUAAGAACGCGUUUUGGCCUAGUGUCGAUGAGUUGAAGAACAAGUGGCUAUGGACUGUACUGGGAUUCAGUGGCUUGGGAAUUGCUACCGAACAGUUGCUGAGAGCAUUCCACUAG
Bipolaris sorokiniana ND90Pr is the source of this 1137-nucleotide messenger RNA. RefSeq lists its product as uncharacterized. The record is from RefSeq and is a predicted model, not a curated record. Gene Ontology annotation, cellular component: membrane. Bases 1 to 1137 code for a protein of 378 amino acids. The transcript has 2 exons. Lineage: Eukaryota; Fungi; Ascomycota; Dothideomycetes; Pleosporales; Pleosporaceae.